Hermetia illucens (black soldier fly) is the source of this 1957-nucleotide messenger RNA. RefSeq names its product tryptophan 5-hydroxylase 1 (gene Trhn). Gene Ontology annotation, biological process: serotonin biosynthetic process; aromatic amino acid metabolic process. The record is from RefSeq and is a predicted model, not a curated record. Gene Ontology annotation, cellular component: neuron projection. Gene Ontology annotation, molecular function: tryptophan 5-monooxygenase activity; iron ion binding. The coding region runs from base 126 to 1724 and encodes 532 amino acids. The transcript has 10 exons. Lineage: Eukaryota; Metazoa; Arthropoda; Insecta; Diptera; Stratiomyidae.
UCGGUUGCAUUAGCUAAGCACUCGGAUUAUCAGUGUUGUAUCUAUUAGUAGUGAAGUUCCCUAUCAAAUAAAUUAAACAAUUUGGAUUAAAGUGAGGAUUAUUUCCAAAAAAUUGAGUGUUAAGAAUGAGUGCAUCCGGGAAAAGUUUCCUAGGUUUGUGGCUGUAUCGAAGUGGUGAACGAGAAUGGUCGGUGAAACAAGGAAGUCCAAUACACAAACGAAAAGAAUUCGCUGAUCGAGAAACUACUAAAAGUUGUCCUGCACCCCCAUCACCGGGUGACCGCACAGCGAUAAUUUUUACAUUGAAGAAUCAAGUCGGGAACUUAGCACGAGCUCUACAAGUGUUUCAGGAACUAGGGAUCAAUGUUAUGCAUAUUGAGCUACAGCCAAUGGAUCCAGAAGCUACGCAGGCUGAUGUACUUGUUGAUAUCGAGUGCGAUUCAAAGCGAUUACAACAAGUUAUACGAAUGCUAAAGCGCGAAGUUGCAUCUGUUAAAUAUGCCUCUGUUGACGACUCUGCGGAAGAUUCUCCAGUAACGCCAUUCUCUGUUUGCAGUAGUUUCGAUUUUGGAGAUAUGGUAUGGUUUCCACGUAAAAUAUCAGACUUAGAUAAAACACAAAAUGUUCUGAUGUAUGGAUCAGCGCUAGAUGCAGAUCACCCUGGGUUUAAAGAUCCUGUCUACCGGAAAAGAAGGGAGCAAUUCGCAGCGAUCGCGAAUUCCUACAAACAUGGCACUCCAAUUCCAAAAGUACAAUACACGGAAGAAGAAAUUAAAACUUGGGGAGUCGUUUUCAACGAGUUACACAAAUUGUACGCAAAGCAUGCUGUACCGGAGUACAUGGAAAAUUGGCCGCUGCUUGUCAAGUAUUGUGGAUAUCGCGAGGAUAAUCUUCCACAACUGCAGGAUGUUAGCAAUUUCCUGAAACAUAAAACAGGAUUUCAGCUACGUCCAGUUGCAGGGUACCUGUCGCCACGAGACUUUUUAGCUGGGUUGGCUUUUCGCGUAUUUCACUGCACCCAAUAUAUACGUCAUUCUUCGGAUCCAUUCUAUACACCAGAACCAGAUUGUUGCCACGAGCUUCUUGGUCAUAUGCCGUUACUGGCGAAUCCAAGCUUCGCCCAAUUCUCCCAAGAAAUAGGAUUGGCGUCUUUGGGAGCUUCAGAUGAUGAUAUCGAUAAACUUGCAACACUCUAUUUUUUCACUGUUGAGUUCGGAUUAUGUAAACAGGUAGAUGGUUCCUUCAAAGUUUAUGGGGCCGGAUUGUUGAGCUCAGUGGCCGAAUUGCAACAUGCUAUUUCAGCAACGAAUAAAAUCAAGAAAUUCGACCCCGAUAUAACUUGUAGAGAGGAAUGCAUAAUUACCGCAUACCAAAAUGCAUAUUAUUUCACAGAUUCAUUCGAAGAGGCCAAGGAAAAAAUGCGCACGUUUGCAGAUAGUAUUCAAAGACCUUUUGGAGUUCGCUACAACCCCUACACACAAAGCGUUGACGUUCUUUCUAAUGCGAAAAAAAUAACGGCCGUAGUAAGCGAACUCCGGGGAGAUCUAAGUUUGGUUUGUUCAGCCUUGAAGAAAGUAUCGGCAAUGGAUGAAAACCUGGAUGUAGACGGAAUUGUCAACUUGCUUCAAACAAGUGUACAAGUAAGUGGCGAAAGAAGUCCGGCUAGCCUUGGGUCUCCAGAUAACUCCGAUAACUCUCAAGGUUCAAAUAAAGAGCUCCAGUAAAUCAAUGUCAUUCUCCAAACCAAUGAAUUUCGACUAUUAACCAACUCUCGAAGGACAGGCGCUCAGUUGACAAAUAAUCUUAUAUAUGUUAAGCUACCAUAUGUUAACAAUUGAUGGGAUCACUUAUCUUAAUUCUUAAUAAAUUAUGAAACGCCAUUCUUUUUUAAAAUGUAUUCUCCAACACAAGACAUCAUAAAACAUUUUUAGAAGAGAAGAAAAGUUGAAGCUUCAGA